AUGGACAACCCCUCCCUUAGGGACUUCCAAGGGGGCGAAGGCACUUAUGUUGCUGAUGCACUGGAGAGGACCCUGCUGCUUCCCACCGACAUGGCCGAGCUGGGGAACUUGAGGAGGCAGGAGGCUGUCCAGGUCACCUAUAGGCUAGAAAAGGACGUUAAGGAGCAGAGCAGGUCUCUGGAGCUCGAGCGUGACAAGCGCUUGGAUGCUACGCGGAUCCUCAAAAACUCUGAGGUUGAUCUCUUGAAGGCCAGGGAGGAGUUGAAGGAGAUGACCAGGGCCAGGGACAGCACUGAAGCAGGCCUGGCUGGCGCUCAAAAGCAGGUCGAGGACCAGACGAGGCACUUACUCGAAGCCGAGGACCAAUUAAAGAUUGCCAAUGAGCAGAUCAAUGAUUUAAAGAAGAAACUGUCUGAGGCAGAGGGGGUUAAGAGCGUCGCGGAAUGGGCCCAAGAUGAAGCCUUGAGGGCUAAGAUAGAGAUGAAAUUCGCCAGGAUGGAGGCCAAGAGCUCUAAGGAGAAAGCCGAGGAGGAGGCCUAUGACCUGGGAAUGGCCAAGACCCAGGCCACUCUCAAGGCUCAAGUCCCUGGAGUAUGCAGGCUCUACUACUCCCAAGUUUGGAAUAAAGUCCUCAAACAAGCUGGGGUUGAGGCUUCAUCCGAUCUAUGGAAGGUGGGGAAUGUAUACUACCCUUCGGCCAUCCGGGAAACUGCCUCUGCCAACUCCGAGGCUGAGAGUGCUCUUGAGGAGGCUGAGGCUGCUCGGCCUGAGGCUGCUCUAGCCAUAACUACUCCCAAAGAGCCAACCGAGGGGGGUGAGCUUCCUGAGGCAGCUGAAACACUUGGAGAUCCGAAUCCUGAAGCGCCCCAGGAGGUUACAGAGUCUGCAACCAAUGCUCAGGCCUCUCAUGCCAAGGAGCCAGCUCUUGGUUCAGCCCCUUCAGGUCGUUCCCCCGGGUGA
Molecule: messenger RNA, 960 nt
Organism: Quercus robur (English oak)
Lineage: Eukaryota; Viridiplantae; Streptophyta; Magnoliopsida; Fagales; Fagaceae
Exons: 2
Coding region: 1-960 (319 amino acids)
Source: RefSeq, a predicted model, not a curated record